Messenger RNA from Thelazia callipaeda (thelaziosis nematode), 1899 nucleotides. The record is from the annotation of a GenBank genome assembly. Lineage: Eukaryota; Metazoa; Nematoda; Chromadorea; Rhabditida; Thelaziidae.
AUGGCUUGUUCAUUAUAUGUACCACGUGACGAUUUUAUUAAAGCAUACAGAUUUGAUGAAAUAGCACGUGAGACAAAUUCAUUCCUUCACUCAACAGUAACUUGCUCAGAAAGAUUCAAUGACUUUGUACCGUUACCAGCCAUUGAAUACAAAAUUAUGUUCUCAGUAGCUGUUGCUGGUAUCGGUAUUUUAACUGGGGAAUUCACCAGUGAUGGUUCAAUUCGUUUCCAUUUACCAGAAAUUUUUAUUGUUGUUUCUAAACCAGUUACACAAGAAAAUGUACCAAGUGUGUGCAUUACAGGAGAGGCAAAAGUUCCAAAUUUAGAAUGGAGGUACCUAGCACAGAUAAGAUUUCGAGUUGGAACCACAGCAUCUGAGAUAGAUAAAGUGGUUGAUGGUGAUUUAUUUGAAAUUGGAAACCGAUAUCCACCUAUUGCAAUUCAAAUUGGGGAUAAAAAUAUUCAACGGAUUCGGAUUGAGAUGAAAAUGGUUGAAAAGCUUCACAAUUAUUUGCCAAAAUUUGAAUCAGGCGACAUUGUACUGAAAUUUAAAACUGAAACUUUGAUAGUAUACAAAGCAUUACUCAGAAUGCAUUCUAAAUAUAUGGCUACAGCUGAGAAAUUAAAAUUCGCAGAAGAGGGUACUGUAGUAUAUAUGGGAGAUAGCGAUGCUAACGACUUCAAAGAACUCUUAUAUCAGAUUUAUCCAACAAAAAGACCAAUUUUCGCUAAUCUACCAGCAUUAGCUCGAGCAGCUGUUGGUUACCGUGCAGAAGGCAUCAUCGACAGACUUACUUCCUUUAUUGUCAACUAUGAAUCCAUGUAUAUGGAGCAAAAAAUAAGUGAAGCAAUCAAAUUAGAAAUUCCAAAUAUUAUCGAGGAAUUAGUGUACAGAGCAGAACAAGACGGCCUCUGGGUAAAUAUUAUCCGUAGUGGCCUGAAUCCUGAAGUUGAAUAUGGUCCUACCAUCUACAAUUCCAUCAUUUUACCAGCAGUUUCUAAGGCUAAAAUAUCACCUUUGGGAACACCGUUUCGAAAAGAAUUCUUUCAAGAAAUUAAUUUUCGAGUACCACCUAAAAAAGAUAAUUAUGACGAUACUGUGGUGCUAAUAGUUGGUGGAGUGAAACUUUAUGUACACAACGAUGCUAUGUUUGGCCGAACUAAUUCAGGUUUUUUGUUACACCAUAAAAUAAGGCAAUUUUUAAUUACUCAAAAUUUCGUGAGACAUGCCCUUCUACGACAUAUUUAUCCUCAAAAUAAACCAAUUGAGCAUGAUUUACUCAGACCUUUAUUGGUAUUCUGUAAGAAACACCGCAUGCAGUACGCCAUGAAUUCAAUCGAGAAAAAGGAAGAAAAGAUUAUUAGCAAAAAAACUGAUACAGAAGCUCAUCAAUUUAUCAAACAUAUCAUAUCAGUACUUGCCAUGUUCUCCCUUUACUUGCAGUAUUUAAUUCAAGAACCGCCAUCUUCUCCAGACAACUUCUUUGAACGUUUUCAAUUAGCUGAUAAAUAUGGUCUUCGAAAUCUCAUGCUCCGGAAUUUGUAUCGUAUUGAAAAUAGUGAUAAGCAGUCAUCAUGUUUGUACUAUUCAGUAACAACUUGUAUGUGGAAGAUCUUACAGCAAAACUUUGAUGGAUCCAUAAAUUGUCGUCAUUUCGCUCAACCGAUGAUCAACAACGAGGGCUUCAAGGACCUCUCUGAAUCGACCAAGUCUCGGAUUUUGGAUAGAUACUGUUCUGGUUGGGGCGUUGGUGGGAUGAAUCCGACAAAACGACGCAGCCGGAUAUUCACUGCAGGCGGAGCAGUUAACAAUGCAGCAUUUGAAGAAGACAAGAAACUAUCAACACUUCUGGAAAUCGACUCUGAUGCUGCUUUCGGUACUUUCAUAGAAAUCAAUUAA